AUGAAGAAAAAAACAAGGGAAGAAAUAAUACUAUUCUUAAAAUGGGUUGCGUGUAAAAAAUGUAUAUUAUCAGUUUUGGUGUUUAUAUGUUGCUUUUUAAUGAGCUUCAAUAUAUUUGAACCAAGAAUAGAAAUAAUAAAACUAGAUUGGUAUGUUAGAUAUCAUAGACAUUUAUCCGAAGUAUGUAGUGAUAAUAAUGAUAGGGGUGAAAGGAAAUUAUAUGAUAAGUAUCAUAAAUAUAAUAAGGAAAAAACUAAAGCAAAAUAUAAAGAUGAUAAAUUUAAUAAGAAAAAAAGAAAUAAAGAGAAUAAUGUAAGUGUGGAAAAAGAAGAAUGUGAAAGAUGUAUAUCCUUAAGAGAAAAUUAUAAUAAUAAAGAGAACAGAUCUUAUAAUGAAAAUGAAAAUAUUGUUAAUUUAGAAAAUAUAAAGUUAUGUGAUAAUACAACAUGGAAAUAUAAAAUAAAAAAGUUUAUAACAUGUUCAUAUAAUAGAAAUGAAGAUGAAAAGGUUGUAUAUAAUUGGAAACUAGGAAAAAAUAUUUUAGGUAAAAUGAUAAAUAGUACAGCAGAUUUUAGUAUUAAUGGUAUAAAUUAUAAAGAUUGGGAAUUAAAUACAAUAUCGGAUAUAGGUUAUUCACAAAACAAUCGUAGGAUUCAAAAAGUAUUUAAAACUGAAGUAAAAUCAAAGAAUGGUAAAAGUUCAAGUGUGAAAUUAUUUAUUAAAAUAGUACCUGCAUCUGUGUGGGUUCGACAAUUUAAUAUAUUAAAUGAACAUAAAGGAGAAUAUUUAUUAAGUGAAGAGAAUUUUGUUAUGGAAGCUAUUUCAUUAGCAUUUUUAAAUAAAUAUUAUCCAGGUAUUGCUCCAAAAUUUUAUGGUAUAUUAUAUGAGACAUGUGAUAAUAAUAAUGAUAAUAAUGUAGAUUCUUGUUUUUCUAGAGGUAAAUAUAAUAAUUUGAAAAAGUUAAAUCAUAUGUUGAAAUAUCAAUUACGAUUUAAUAAAAAGGCAAAUAUUAUUAUAAUCUCUGAAUUAUAUGGGGAAGAUAUUUAUAAAUAUGUACAGAAAAGAAGAAUGUUAGGUUUUCUAGGUAAUAGGACACAAGAGAAAAAAAAGAUUUUACAUGAAAGUUUAAAAUUAUUAACAAAAUUACAUGAAACUGGAUUAAGUCAUUUAGAUUUAUCUCCAGAAAAUAUAUUAAUAGGUAAGGAUUAUGAGUUAAGGUUAUGUGAUUUUGCAAAUACUGCUCCUAUAUAUACUUAUAAUAAUAGACAUGUAAAAGGUAAAAAAUGUUUACGUUAUUAUGAAUCUUAUCAACCAUGUAUAUCGAAGAUUCCUUUACUUCCACCAGAAUGUUGGAAUAUUGUUCGAAUACAUGAAAGUUUAAAAAUUAAUGACCCUUAUGAAUAUCUAAAAUCUAUUACUAAUCAAGAAGAAAGAAAACGUUUCUAUUAUAAUGUAACCAAUGCUGAUAAAUUUAUGUUAGGAGUAUUUUUUAUUUGGAUAUGGAAUAAUAGCUAUAUAUGGGAAUCUGCAGAUUCAUUUAAUGAUAGAACAUUUAGGAAUUUUGUAAAAUGUGGAAUGGAUCUUUAUAAUUUUGAAUUCACAUUUCACUGGCCGGAUGAUCUAAAGGAUAUAAUAAACCAAUUAUUAUCCUUGGAAAAUCGUGAGAAAUUAAACCUGAAGGAAUUAUGUAAUCAUCCUUGGUGGUUUAGAUGA
Molecule: messenger RNA, 1713 nt
Organism: Plasmodium adleri (nom. inval.)
Lineage: Eukaryota; Apicomplexa; Aconoidasida; Haemosporida; Plasmodiidae
Product: serine/threonine protein kinase, FIKK family, putative
Exons: 3
Coding region: 1-1713 (570 amino acids)
Biological process (GO): protein phosphorylation; intracellular signal transduction
Molecular function (GO): protein serine/threonine kinase activity; ATP binding
Source: RefSeq, a predicted model, not a curated record